Messenger RNA from Clunio marinus, 354 nucleotides. The record is from the annotation of a GenBank genome assembly. NCBI's taxonomy places the organism in Eukaryota, Metazoa, Arthropoda, Insecta, Diptera, Chironomidae.
AUGGUCUUAAAAUUUAUCGAAAGAAAAAGGCAAUCUGUUGAAACAAACAAACUUCACCAGAUUUGGACAACGAAAACAGAAAGAACAGCAGACGAUCGAAUUGAAGCAGAAUUUAUUUGUAACUUUGAAACGAUCUUGUUUCGUGAUGUUUCAUCCAAUUUGUUCAUGAUUACUGUAUUGGGAUUAUUACAUUUUGUGGUACCCUUGUCAAUAAUAAGUGCUUCUUUUCCGAAAGAAGAAGAAGAAGAAGUUUCUUUAAAUACAUUUAUUUUUUGCCUGGACGAUAUGUUAGCGUAUCCAGUGGUGCACUUUAAAAGCACAAAUUACAGAGCACAAAAGAUAAAUGAAGAAUAA